CACGGCCGGCGCAGCGGCCGCGGCACCCUGCGCGCAUUCUGGCCAGGCGCUUCCGCUACAAGCUCCUCUCUUUGGCCAGGCCUUGUUGCAAGCACGCUGACGGCCUUUGAAAUUAGCGGGGAAAGCACGGCAACCCUGGAACGCCGCCCGCGGCCUCCCUCCCCAGCUGGCCCCGCCUAACGACGGGUCAAGAGCAGGCAGGACGCCCAGCGCCAGCUCCGCAAACACCAUGCAGCAGUAAGAGCAGCAGCGGCAGGCACUGCUCGUUUCCGCAGCCCGGCAGCACCGCGACCACGCUCAGGCCGAGCGCGGCCGCUCCGACAGCCCGCAGAGCCCGCGGCGCUGCCCGAUUGGCGCCUCCCGCCGUUCGCCUGCGCAGAGCUGUCCUGCGGCGCAUCCGGGGUCGCGUCGCGGCGGUUGGGUCAUGGCGACUGUGGCGGAGCUGAAAGCAGAAGCACCUGGGACCAGUAACGUGCCGCUUCUGAAGCUGCUAGAAUGUACGUUCGCUGCUGGAACCGAUAUAAUCGUGACUUCUUCAAAGGGUUAAUUUUUUAUCUGUGCUCCCUGUUGGCAUAUGCACGGCUCUGGAUAUCUUAUCUUUAUUUCCCCGUGAAUGUGCUCAAAUUGUAUUGCGUAUGAUAAAGGCUGCUUUGACGUGUUUGGCGUGGUACUAACAGACCUUUUGAUGGUGUUAGUUCUAAAGGACACACUGGAGAAAAGAGGUGCUCUUGGACAAAUAAAAGCCAGGAUCAGAGCUGAAGUUUUCAAUGCGUUGGAUGACCAGAGCGUGCCACGGCCAGCGCUGUCUCACGAAAAUCUCUUAAUCAACGAACUAAUUCGUGAAUACCUGGACUAUAACAAAUACAAAUACACAGCAUCUGUCUUGACUUCAGAAGCUGGCCAGCCCGAAGUGCCCUUGGAUAGAGAGUUUCUUGCCAAAGAGCUGAAUAUAGUCGAAGACACAAGUGGAAAAUCAGUCAGCCCUCUCUUGUAUGGCGUACUCUCUCAUUUCCUACGUGGUGGUAAAGCAGAAAGUACUCAGAAUACCCUUCCCAGCGUGUCUUUGCUGAAUUACCCAGAGCAGAACCUUGGAAAACUACCUGCUGAGAGAAAUUAGAAAGAGAGAAUUCCAACGCAGGGAGGACGGCUGGCACGGCCGGGAGGAGCCCCUUGCUCUGCAAAGCAGAAACAGAUGAUGGCUUUCCUAAGCUAAUUUCUCAAGCAAAGUUCUGCAGUUCAGGCAGUUGGUUUCGCUAGCUUCCCCCAGUGUGCCCUGUGGGCAUGUUUCGGCUUGCUGAAUUUACCAGUGAGGCAGGCUGGUGGUUAACGAUGAUCCACACUGUCAGUGAAGGAGCUGUCAGCAAAGUCUCUCUCUUCCUUUAGUGCUGAUAGAAGAACUCUAUGAAGUUGGAUCAGUGAAGCCUGUGUCUAGAACUGGGCCUAAAAAUACUGAGUUUACUUUAUAAAAAGCUGACAGCUAACAUCACGUCUGCGCCUCCCUUUGUAUGCUGCGUCUUUGUGUGGCUUUCCUCUGUUUCUGAAUAACACCUGCAACAGAUUCUGUGUGGCAUUUUGAGUGUUCAACCAUUGUAAUCAUCCUUGUUUCUAAAGAGGGAGCUGCUUCUCUCAGAUAAAUAUGGAAAAAUACAUUUUAAUAGACGAUUAGAGUGCUGUAGAGGAAAAGUUGGGUUUAGUUCUCUGGAAAUUAGGGCUAUAUUUAUCUUCCUGCCAGCAAACAAGUGUGGGUAAGUCUUCCAUCUGGAGUUGCUAUAAAUUGCAGGGUGUAACACUGAGUAUGUGGGAGGGGGAGGAACUGUUUUUUUCCCAAACUGCAUGAAAUUCAAAGCAGCGCUAAAAAUAAAUUUGAUAAUAAAUUACCAAUUCCCAGAACUUUUCUUAGCUGAGCUAUUUACUUGUUUUGAAAUGGUAAUUUAUUUUACAAACCAAACUUAGAGGGGUACGUCACAAAUAACAUUACCCAUGCCCUACCUCCUCACCCUAACCUCUGACCCCUAAUCAACUCACCCCUAACCCAAACUCUGUUAUUCAGUAGAAAUAAUUUUUUUUAGGUCAGUUCUUAAAAAUGUUAAAUAAAUGGUGCAGUAGGUGGAGAACAAAUAGAGGAAGAGAAGAACUUCUACACAAAAGGACCCGGAGUUGUACGGACAGUGGUGUUCUACCUGCAUGCUGAUGUGAGCCAGUCCUCGUUACAGGUGUCUUUCCACAAUCAGCCUAGCCUCUGAUGUGGCAUUGCAGAGAACAGUUAGGAGUUGAAUGGAGAAGCUGAAAUGAUCGAUCUGAAGCCUCAGCACUGAGCUCAUCCCCUCUGUGCAGCUGUCAUGCUGCCAGCUCCCCAGUUGCUGAUCUCGGGACUGUUUCCAGGAGAGGAGGACAUGUGCUUGCAAAUCGAUCUCAGCCAAAUCCAUCUCUAAGUCUUUUGUAGCUUUGCAUCAAUUACAGCACAAACCAGUGUGUCAAUUUCUGAUGCCAUCUGAAUUGUCUUUUCAAGGGCUAGGAAAAUGGCUCUGGGAAACCCUGAGGCUCUAACCUUCUACACUAGGCAAAUGGCUCAGUGUAACCAAAGCCAUUGUGUCUGCUUUCUGUCUUCUCAUCACACAGAAACUGCCCAGGUGCUGUGGAAGCUCCCUGGGAAAUGGAUUUUUAGUGUUACAGAUGAAAUAGUUUUUGUUCUGGCUGAGGAAGGCAAAGGGAUGUUUGGUACUUGCCCUUUCCCAAGCACACAGGUCAGGAGACUCGUGGUCUCCACAACUGCAAAAGGCUGUUACAAGGGUGUCCCUCACUAUCCAGCUAUGGGGAGUUGUAACAAUCUCUUAUUUCAAAGUGUAGUCAUUGUCCAAGCAAACUAAAAUAAAAUUAAAGUAUAUUUCCAGUGA
Molecule: messenger RNA, 2894 nt
Organism: Pogoniulus pusillus (Red-fronted tinkerbird)
Lineage: Eukaryota; Metazoa; Chordata; Aves; Piciformes; Lybiidae
Gene: CEP20
Product: centrosomal protein 20
Exons: 6
Coding region: 614-1117 (167 amino acids)
Biological process (GO): microtubule anchoring; cilium assembly
Cellular component (GO): motile cilium; centrosome; ciliary basal body
Molecular function (GO): protein binding
Source: RefSeq, a predicted model, not a curated record